Papilio polytes (common Mormon) is the source of this 1184-nucleotide messenger RNA. Its product is annotated as protein FAM177A1-like. The coding region runs from base 160 to 588 and encodes 142 amino acids. Lineage: Eukaryota; Metazoa; Arthropoda; Insecta; Lepidoptera; Papilionidae. The transcript has 2 exons. The record is from RefSeq and is a predicted model, not a curated record.
UGGUAAAAUGAAGAUGAUGAUUGGUUGUAAAUAAACAGUCUUUGUUGUAGUUGUAGCCUUUGCGAAUAAUUUUAGACUGUGUGCAGAAUACUAAAAGGAGUGACUCAUAGUCCUACCCAAAUCUUGCUAUUUCAAACAAAGUAUAUUACGUUGUUCAACAUGGAAACGAGAGAUGUUGAAACGGAUCAAGUGAAUGUUACAAUAAAACGUCCUAUUAAAGUGAUUCAUUUUAGCGACGGUAUUGAAGAGGAAAUCGAAGAAGUAAAUGCUAAUGAAUUAGCAAGUGCGCCCAACAAUGAAGAAAGCGUUGAUCCGAAAACUCUUACAUGGGGUCCGUGGUUCUCGCAUUAUGCUAAAAAAUCGGGAACAAAAAUGUUAGGUGCUGUGGAUUAUGCAGGAGAAUCACUUGCGAAUUUCUUUGGCAUUACUACUCCGAAAUACCAAAUUGAAAUAGAUGAAUAUGAAAGAGUGAAGGAAGAAAAGAAAAAAAUGGAGGAAGAAUCUGCAGGAUGGGUACCAAAAAAUAGUGGUGGGAAUAUACCAUUAGUAUUAAAUGAACCAUCAAGAGUAGUGCAUAUAAAUUCUUAAUCUGCAUAAAGGACCUCCAGUAUUGCCAUGUCAACAUGGCAUAUCCAGUAUUUUUAUGGGAAGUAAGUAUUAUGUUCAGAAGUAUAACAUGAUAAAUUGAGUAUCCUAGAUAUAACAAAUUCCAUGCAACUCUGAUUUUCCUUAUGAAAAUGAAGCAAGAUAAUAGUGGCAUUAAAUGUGUUAAAAAUUACAAUUUGUUGUUAGCAGGAUUGGUUUUAUUUCUAUGUGUUUGUAAUUGUGUAUAACUUCUUAAGAGUACUUUAAUCUUUUUUUUUUUUGACAAUUUUAAUUAUGCUUUGACUUAAGUUUUGUAAAAAUUUUAUGUUAAAAUAAAUGUUUGAUGUUUACCAAAAAAUAGUUGAUUAUGUAUGAAAAGGAAGAGUUUUAAAAAGUUUCUAUUUAAAAAGAAUCACAUUUUCUGUCAGUUUAUUUACUUUUUUUUUAAUAAGUAGGUUAGGCUGGCUGGUUUCAGGACGGAAAUUAAAUGGCAUGUAUGUAAUAUGUGCCUUGUAAAUGACUCAUAAUUUUUAUAAAAAUAUGGUUUUUAAUAAGGUCUUAACAUUACAUUUUGUUACAGAAUAUAAUAUUUGUUUUAA